AUGUGGUGCAGUGCAUCCGCGUAUCUUUCUUACUUUUUUGCUGAUUGUAUGAUGUCUCGAUGGCUUUUGAACUAUACCCCACCAGCUGUUGUUAUUCGUCUCCUUACUACAAACGGUUUGAUUGCUUAUAUCACUUCUUGGGUCCUUUACCUCUCUGGAGCUUCGUCCGACCCCCGUCUUCUUUUACCAGCCUGGAUAUCCAUUACCACUAACCAUGCUACAAUCAAGCGUGAAACUGCAGCUGCGCUUCUCGUUGUGGCCGUGGCCAGUUUCGUCAGCAUGUCAUCGCUUCUCCUCCAGUUGCAUCUGACCCGUGAAAAUGAGCCCGAAGUGCCCGUGUUUGUCAUUACUCGCAAGCUUUGGGACUGGGCUGUGGCUAUCUUCCUUCGUAUGCGAGUGUCAGACGAGCGAGCUGCAGUCGGCGAAUUAGUAAGAGGAAAGAUUGAACCGAAAAGUAUUUCACCAUAA
Molecule: messenger RNA, 468 nt
Organism: Aspergillus niger
Lineage: Eukaryota; Fungi; Ascomycota; Eurotiomycetes; Eurotiales; Aspergillaceae
Exons: 5
Coding region: 1-468 (155 amino acids)
Biological process (GO): protein N-linked glycosylation; cellular response to oxidative stress
Cellular component (GO): endoplasmic reticulum membrane
Source: RefSeq, a predicted model, not a curated record